CUCGCACCCCACCUAUCUUCGAUCCUGUGCUCCCUCAUUUCGGCCAUAUGUCGUACUAAGAUGCGACUGCUGUCCGGCUUGGCCGCUACCACGCACUACCACGAGAUCAACAUCGUUUGAUCCGCUGACGGCUUGAAUCUGAACCAGAGGGGGAAAUUACCCAAAAAGAAAGGGCGAACAACGCAAAAGAAGGCCGACACCAGAGCAAAAAAACCGCAAUAAAGCAAAAUGUCGAAAUCCGACAUCGAACACAGCAGCUCAGGGGCCAACCCCGAAGCGGCCGCAACGGACCCCGCCAAACCGACUCUCUUCCAGCGAUUCAAGACACACAUGAAGCGAUGGUGGUGGGUGUACCUGAUCGCAUUCUGCGUCGUCGUCCUCGUCGUCGUCCUUCCCGUCAUCUACGUCGGCGUCCCCAACUUUGCCAACAAAUACAUCAACGACUACGAGUACGACUACUCGGGUCUGGAAAUCACCAACCCGCGUCCGGACGCGUUCCACGUGCGCCAGAAGAAGAAGAUCUCCAUGGGCGGUGGGUUUAGCGGGAGUGGGUAUCUGAGCCCGUUUGACGCCGAUAUCAAGGUGCCGGAUACGGAGGAGACGUUUGCUGUGUUUCCUGUGCAGCGGAUUGCGUUCGAUGGUGGGGCGGAGCUGGAUAUCGAUCAGGAUCUGCAUCUGGAUUGUGUGGAGUGCUUGGGGAAGUUGGCUGUGCAGGCCGCGACGAAUGAGGAUCUCGCGGUUUUGGUGACUGGGAAGCCGGAUUUGAAGUUUGGGGCGCUGCCGACGGCGCAUUUGGAUAUUCAUAAGACGAUGAAGAUGAAGGGCUACGAUGUACAAAAAUUUGUCAACACCCCAGGCAGCUUCAACGUCACCAGCGUCAAUCUCCUAAAACCCCCGACCAAAGAAGGCUACAACGUCAACGCCACGGUCGUGCUCAAGAACCCGACUCCUUUCUCCGUCGAGAUGGGCUCCGUCAGUUUCAAUCUCUCCAUGGGAGGCUCCGACCUCGGCUACAUCGACAUCCCUAAUCUCACCCUCAAGCAACCCAGCAGUGAACUCGUCAUGCUGGGCGACCUGGACAUGGACCUGCUCAUCCAGCAGGGCGUAUUCGGGGACGGCGACGGCCUGGGCGAGGUCACCAUCGACGUCCAGGGCACUCGCUGCGAGUACAAAGGGGAGGAAAUCCCGUAUUUUGCGCCUGCGAUCAAGGCGAUCAAGGCGAGUGCGCAUAUUAAUCUGAUGGAUUAUGCGUCGAGUUUGAUGUAAUAUUUGGUUUAUCUUAUUUCAUUUAUUCUUCUAGGUUUAUGUUAUGUUUUUGAGAUACCUGUAUAUCUG
Messenger RNA from Aspergillus candidus, 1335 nucleotides. Its product is annotated as DUF3712 domain-containing protein. Gene Ontology annotation, cellular component: fungal-type vacuole membrane. Bases 229 to 1266 code for a protein of 345 amino acids. Lineage: Eukaryota; Fungi; Ascomycota; Eurotiomycetes; Eurotiales; Aspergillaceae. The transcript is spliced from 4 exons. The record is from RefSeq and is a predicted model, not a curated record.